AUGGUCGGGUCAGCACCGCCGUUUACCCGCUCGCCCCUCUUCGCCCAGGGCAGAGGCAGCAGCAGUGAUGGCCUCCUGCUCACCAUCGGGGACGUCACAGUGCCUGUGCCAACGAAACUCCAUCACCCGGAGCAUGUGAAUUGGCUCCUUCCCGGCGCUGCAACGUGCGGGAAUGGCGCGAAUAAGACCGACGCUCGUGACGACAUAGCCACCAGUGACUUUGGCGACCGCGGGUUACAGCUGCAUGGCGGCAAUGCCUUCUUUCAGAUGCAGGACCCCACGACGCUUAGCUACUUGCGCUGGAUGUGCCAGAAGGAGCAGCUCCGGCAGGACAUGUGCCUUGUUGGAGAGCCCGGCCCUGCGCUGCGGUGGCUGGUGCAAAUGUACUCCUACCUUGUGCGGCGCGAGGUACAGUACCUUUCGCUUAAUCGCGACACAACGGAGAGCGAUCUCGGCCAGCGCCGCGAGAUACGUAAUGGCACACUUGUCUACAAUGACCAGUGCGUUGUGGUGGCAGCCCGUGAGGGACAACUUCUGCUCUUGGAGGGUCUUGAAAAGGUGGAGCGUAACGUGCUGCCGGUAAUCAAUAACCUUCUGGAGAACCGUGAGAUGCACCUUGAAAAUGGCAUGAUGCUCAUCCACCCCGAGCGAUAUGACCGGCUGCUGCAGGAACUCCUUACGGCAAAGCGAGGCCGAUACGAGCAUGGCGGCAGCGAAGGCCAUGGCAGGGAUGCUGACGGUGCCAUGAGACACGCAGCGGCACAGGAGGAGCUACGCCGGAUGGGCUUCAUUCGUGUCUCAGAGAACUUUCGUGUUGUGGGUCUCACGGUUCCUGUACCACCGUACGAGGGCAACCCACUCGACCCCCCACUGCGUUCACGCUUCCAAUGCCUCUAUGUCGACAUUCCACUGCCUGGUCUGGCGGCGACGCAAGGGGGGGUGACUGCCGCUACAGCAGUGAGGGGUGGGCGUGGCGCAGAUGCGACAGAGUCUUUGCUAAAGCUUCGCGCCAUUAUUGACGAGGUGAAUACGAACACGAAGGAUUUUAUAGUUGGUGGAAAGCAGGCGAGCGGCAGUCGCGGUAAAACCAGUAACAAUCCCCAGAUAAAUAACGGCGGUGGAGGUGGAGGUGGAGGUGGCGGGGCGGCAAUGGCUCAUUGUGGAUUACAGACUAUUGGCAGCUACGAGCUUGCGAUGUUGUCAAGGCAGCUGCAAUUAUUCCCCGAUAUUCCUGUUGGCGAACUCCUGCCACGCGCAUUUCCGUGGAUGCUGUACGCGCAGCAGACCGCAACUGCGGGCGCCGCACACAUCGAGGAAGCCACGCGUCGCAGGCGCGAGUAUGAACGCGUGCUUGCUGCGUGUCAUAUUGGCGCUCCACUGUAUGAAUACCGCCAUGGUUCUACCGAUGCAAACCGAGAUAACUUUGGUACAGUGGAUGAAUGUGCCACGAGCUGCCGCCCCUCAAGGGACUUUUCCUUGACAAGAGAGAAAGGAAAAAUGCGUCAAAUUAAGCGUGGAGAUAUGACUUUUCGACACCGUCGCAGUAAUUGUAGCGGCAGUGAGAGAAGUACUGAGGUGGAUCGUUCUCCAGAGGAGUUCAAUGAUGUGCUACAGGUUGAGAAUAUUCGUGUCGUGGAAUACAGCCGCAAUACUGUGGUGGGGGACGCGUGUAUUGCAUGCAGCAACGACGGCGGCACCUAUCGCCUUCCUAUUUAUAUGGGUGGGUCCGCCGUGCCCGCAACACAGGAAGAAGCGGCAAAGGGAAUCGUCGUGGCUGAGCGCUGCCCCACGCCCCGCAGUGUGUUUACUCCGGCGCACUAUCACGUGUUGCAGUCUAUGCUGCAGUUGCACAUUGCAGGGCAGCAUAUUCUGCUGCUUGGGCCUAAUGGCUGUGGGAAAACGACUAUUCUUCGCGAGUUUGCCAAUUUGGUGGGGUAUCGCACGGAGACGAUGUACUUGUACGCCGACAUGACCAACAAGGACCUCUUCCAGCGCCGCACAACGGACUCCUCGGCAGGGGACACCCUAUGGGAAAACAGUCCACUUGUGGAGGCCGCGUUGAGCGGUCACAUUGCUGUUCUUGACGGCAUCGACAAACUACCAAGUGGAAUGCUGUCAUCCCUGCAGCAGCUUCUCGUUGACGGGAGCAUGAGCCUCUACGAUGGCACAUUGCUCAGGUCUCAGCGGGAGUACGAGAUACUCAAGCGAGAGUUGAUGGCGACAGACGAGGAAAUGCGAGCACGGCAGAUUUUUUCGGUGCAUCCCUCCUUUCGUGUUGUGGCAACCGCGCGUUACAAAGCCUCCGCCGGCAGCUGCGGCAAGGUAAGCCAGGGCUCUUGGAGAGUCACUCACGAAGUGACCUCUUUGUUUGGGGUUGUGAUAAUACCAGCCACCACGCGGAUGACUCUGCAUGCCGUCCUAUUACGCGUAGCGACGACUGAACUGCAGGAAUGGCGAAAACAAAUGGGCGUACUUGCUGAGGAGGACAAUAACACGAUUUCCGAAGUGACAUUAGAGGCUGUAACUCGUGACAUUGAUAGACUCCUGCGUCUAUGCGAUGCGCUAGAGCGUCUGCAGGAGACCGAGCCCAAAGUCCCGCAGCUGAGUCUUCGGCAGCUUCUUCAUUUAAUCCGGUUUCGUGUGCGCUACCCAGAGGAUUUCACACCCGGCGUGGAGUCCGCAUUACUGCUUCCACUUAUGAAUGCACUGACAGCCGAGCAGGUGAGGCAGGUGAUGUGCUCCUGUGGAUUUGAUGACGUGAGCCGUCACAAGCCAGAACAACAACGACAACAACAUCCUUACCAUCAGGCACGAAAUACUGCAGAAACAGAGGCGGAUUUGGAGGGCCGUCGAAGUAAACGCCACGAUGUUCUCGUGGAGCUCAAAGUCUCAAAUACUCUCAACAUGAUCACCGAUGUUAACGGUCGCGUGCCUGCGCGUGUGUUUGGGGUGCAUGGCAAGCCCAUUUUUUGUAGCAAUCGUGUGUAUUCGGAAGAGGAACAGGCAAUGGUGCCGUAUGUUACCCACUUCCACUCCAAUCCUGUGCACGAGUCUAUCAUUGCCUGGCUCGCAAAGCAGUACGCUGUGGGAAAUAACAUCUUGUUGAUUGGGAAUCAGGGUGUUGGGAAGAACAAGGUGGUGGACGCCUUCCUCGCCCGCAUAGGGGUGCCGCGACAGUACAUUCAACUCCACAGGGACACAACUGUCGGCACCCUCACAAUCAAUCCGACCGUUGAGGCUGGCCGCGUCGUCUGGUCGGACUCACCGUUGGUAAAGGCAGUGCAGCGUGGGCACUGUCUCGUCGUGGACGAGAUUGACAAGGCACCGGUGGAGGUGGUGCAGGUACUGAAGGGACUUGUGGAGGAUCACGAGAUGCACCUUCGCGAUGGACGACAGAUACGCGGUCCACGGGCACAUGCCGUGGCCGCUGACCGCGACGCCCUCGAAGGGGCAAAUAUCAUCACUAUGCAUCCAGACUUUCGAAUCAUCGUCCUUGCGAAUCCGCCAGGGUUUCCGUUCCACGGCAACGACUUCUACCGAGAGUGCGGUGAUUUGUUCGCGUCGUACGUGAUGGGCAACCCAGACGCAAUUUCGCAGCUGCGUUUGCUGAAGGCGUACGCGCCAAACAUCCCCGAGGCGGUGCUGGUGCGACUCAUUGGGGCAUUUCAGCGUCUACAGAAGAGCUUUGAGGAGGGGCACCUCACAUAUCCCUUCUCCCUGCGUGAGUUGAUCGCGGUGGUGAAGCACAUGGCGGCGUUUCCACACGAUGGCAUUUACGAUGCCCUCAAUAACGUAUUCAACUUUGAUGCACGCAACGAAAAUACUCUGCAUCUCGUCCGUCAGGUGUUGCACCUUCACCUUCAUCCGCUUAUGAGCGCAGGCGGCAUGCAACGCCUCCUGCCGCUACGCGCUGGGCAGCCAUUGCCGCUGCAGGUCUUGCAGCAGCCUCUGGAGGUGCCUUCGGUGUCACAGGCUCUGCCAACAACGUCGGCCGUGGGAGACACGGCAUCGCUUCCUGUGCGUUUUCUCACUGAUGCAGAGUGUGGUGGGCCAUGCUCUGUGCAAUUUGUAUCCACGUGGUGCGAGCGCUACAGAGAGGCGGAGUUUGCCGCCACUGUGCCGAGUGGCGAAUCGAAAGGUUUUACGGAAUGGCUGUCGGCCCCACGUCUUCCAUUUUUGCGCGCAGGAGACAUCGUGUUGGCCAUCACGCCGAUGGACACGGACGUUGGGACGGGAGCCCUCGUCACCCUCGCCGUUCUCUUUCUACGUGAAGAGGACCCCAGUGACGCAAAUCAUAAAAACAGUGGCAGUAAACGCGUUGUUGUUGCUAUUGUGGCGCCGCAGUCUGUCGUCUCUCUAGGGAUGGCGGCGGUGCGCCGUUCACAUCUUCCGCCGGGCCAGAUUCAGUUCUUCGACCUGACACGGUUUUUGCCUGCAGUUGCUGCUUUAUCGGCUUUCUCAGUCUCGGCACCAAUGCUACUGGUCUUCAAUGCAGAGUCUCACAGCACCUCGCUCGCGGCUGUGGCACCGGCUGGCUGGCUGCACGACGCCUUCGGCGUCCCAGCCCCACUUGUGGCCGUGGUUGACGCACCAUCAGGUUUUGUGUUGUUGAUUAACACGUUGACCGCUGCGGCCCCCUCAUCCCACGUUGCCCCGCAGCAACACGCAGCGCCGGAGGAAUGUACUUGUGGGGCUGUGUUGCCCGUCCGACUUGCACCGCCUUUCCCCGAGGCGUCGUCGUGCUGCGCCUCCGUCCGGCCGAUGGGCAGUGUUGUCGCCAUGACGCGAGCACGCAGUGCGGAGUUGUUUGUCUGGAUGAACGCUCGCCGCAUCGCCGUCAAACUUCCCGCGGUGAGCAUCGACACCGUGCAGUUCGUGACCGACAAUCUGGCUAUGGUGUCCCUGCAGGUCGGAGAAACCGUCCUUAAGUGUGUGCUGAAGGUGGCUGUCUCCGCGGAUGGGGAGGCAAAGGCGAGCCUCUGUCAGCUUCCAAACAGCAUCGCCGGGGACAUCGUUGGGUUUGUGGGCAAUCACGCUCCAGCGUCUUUGUCUAACCAGGCGCUGCUGCAACCUCUCACACCGGAUGAGCUGAAGGGGGCUGUUAUUGUGCCAAGCGGUAGCGGAGCAAGCCGUGGAGAUGCUGUUUACAUGACGGUGGAAGAAUAUUCACCAGAAAAGCAAACGUGGUUAAUGCGUGUAUACACUGAUACCGACGCCGCAGCCGCUGUUGGUGCCGGCUCGCUGCAUGUCAAUCAUUCUCAUCACCAGCUACUGGCGACUGAGACGUCUUCGGCCAAGCAUAGGGGCAGGAUCGUUGCAGUAGACUUUCAUCAGCGCACGGUGCGUUGUUUUUCUUCCCCAUUCACGGCAGCACCCUCCGCCGCAUCCUCGCAGUUGCAAGCUGCUGGUAACUCCUUGUUGGCGUUGGACGAAGGCGCAGGGGUGGCACUGUGGUACGACAACGCUACCCAGCGUGUGUUAGUUGCCGACGUUGUGGAGGAGCGUGUGCAGCAACGCUACCGCAACUGGUCCGCCUUGCUUGAGGGUUCCGUCAACCAAAUCGGGGCCGCCGCCUCCACGCCAAGGCAGUCACUGUCGAUGACGUACACUACUCCGCGAAAGAAGCCCUCUGGUACGCUAAAACACGGCAAGGAUGAUAACGAAGAGCACCACGGCGGCAACACCUACGCUGGAGGUACUGGCGGCACGGAUACUGCGGGACUUGGCGGCCUUGUUGGGCCCUACCGUCUUGACAAGGGUUGGCCGGUGCACCAGGUUUCACCGGAGGAAAAACAACGGGUGUCACCUCGCAUUAUUGAAGAGGCAAAACGCAUGGGAAAGGCCGCUCUAGAGGAGCGACUGCGAGACAUUGGAAUGAGUGCGAGGGAGUACGAGCAGUACAGGUCUCUCCAGGAGCGUGUGCGGGCCCCGGUCGCUUUGUUGCGAAGUCUGCUGAGUGGCUUGAAGGCUGCGGAGGGUGAGCGCACCUGGCUGCGCGGUCAGACGGAUGGCGUCUGGGAUGACAGCAAGAUUGUGGAAGGCAUCGUUGGUGAGCGUAACAUCUACAGGCGACGGGCUGACUCGACUGAAACGAACCCGUUCCAGUCGAAGCACAAGAAGCGUCUGCUGUUCGUGCUGGAUGUAAGUGCCAGCAUGUACCGCUUUGAGGGAAUGGAUCAUCGCUUGACCAAGCUGUUGGAAUCUACCGUGAUGGUUAUGGAGGCGUUUGCCGGGUUUGAGGACAAAAUUGACUACGCAAUGGUGGGCCACAACGGCGACAGCGCAUGUAUUGAGCUGGUCCCCUUUGGCCACCCAUUUGCCAAUCAGAAGGCGCGAAUGGAAGUGUGCCAGCGCAUGGUGGCCCACGCACAGUACUGCUGGUCGGGCGACAACACAGUGGAGGCGAUGCGGCAAAGCGUGGAUCUUGUCACAGCGGAAAAGGGGGACGCCUAUUUGGUGUUUGUUAUCAGCGAUGCGAAUUUGGCGCGGUACGGCAUCAGUCCGCGUGAACUGGGCGCAAUUAUGCGGAGCCACCGAGAGGUGCAGAUGUUUUGCAUCUUCAUUGCGACGCUGGGGGAGCAGGCGGAAAACUUACAGGCGGAGAUGCUGCCUGGUCACGGCUUUGAGUGCUUCGACACGCAGGCGUUGCCACAUAUUCUCAAACAAAUAUUCAUCUCGGUGAACCUCCUUUAA
Molecule: messenger RNA, 6693 nt
Organism: Trypanosoma rangeli
Lineage: Eukaryota; Euglenozoa; Kinetoplastea; Trypanosomatida; Trypanosomatidae
Product: putative heat shock protein HslVU, ATPase subunit HslU
Exons: 1
Coding region: 1-6693 (2230 amino acids)
Cellular component (GO): cytoplasm
Molecular function (GO): ATP binding; ATP hydrolysis activity
Source: RefSeq, a predicted model, not a curated record